GGUGCCCGGUCCCAGGUGCAGCUGGUGGAGUCCGGGGGGGAUGUGAAGAAGCCCGGAGACUCUCUGCGCCUCUCCUGCAAAGCCUCCGGCUUCACCUUUGACGACUACUCGAUGAGCUGGGUCCGGCAGGCUCCGGGGAAGGGGCUGGAGUGGGUCGCCGUGAAAGGCCGAUUCACCAUCUCCAGAGACAAUCCCAACAACCUGCUGCACCUGCAAAUGACCGGCCUGAAGCCCGAGGACACCGCCCGCUAUUACUGUGCGAGAGACACAGCGACACGAACCCUGCGGCUGCUCUAUAACCGGUCUGUGUUCCCAGGUGCCCGGUCCCAGGUGCAGCUGGUGGAGUCCGGAGGGGAUGUGAAGAAGCCCGGAGACUCUCUGCGCCUCUCCUGCAAAGCCUCCGGCUUCGCUUUCUCUGACUAUACAAUGGAGUGGAUCCGGGACGUUCCCGGGAAGGGGUUUCAGUGGGUCGGUGGUAUAAACACCGGAUUAGUUGCCGCAUACCAGGAUUCCGUGAAAGGCCGGUUCACUAUCUCCAGGGAGAAUUCCCAGAGCGCGCUGUACCUGCAAAUGACCGGCCUGAAGCCCGAGGACACCGCCCGCUAUCACUGUGCUAGACACAGACACACAGUGACAGGGAACCGGUCUGCGACCGUCCAAAAACCCAGGAUCUAUUCACCCUCCUUUAUCCGGCCCCUGGCUUUCAGACCGGUGCGGGAAAGAUUCAUGGAACCAAUCACUGGCAUCGUGUGA
Molecule: messenger RNA, 753 nt
Organism: Pelodiscus sinensis (Chinese soft-shelled turtle)
Lineage: Eukaryota; Metazoa; Chordata; Testudines; Trionychidae
Source: RefSeq, a predicted model, not a curated record